UCAAGUAAGCACAGAACCGUAAAAAUAUUUAAUAUGCGCAUGUGCUCUACAGAGGGCGUUCAUAACAAUCAAGAUGGCGGAAUUUGUGAAUGUGAAAGAUUCCCAAAAUGUAGACAUGGAGGAAGAAAAAGAGCCAGGCAGUACCGAUGAAGAAUCAAGUGACGGCAGUGAUGAUGAUGCAGAUGACCAAGAGAUAAUUCUGCUUUUGGAGGAGGUGAACACCAACCCAUACCAAUAUGAUGGGCAUCUCAAAUUGAUCAACCUUCUGAGACAGGCAGGAGAGCUGGAGAAGUUACGCAAAUCGAGACAGAACAUGAGUGAGCUCUUCCCCUUGACUGGAGAACUAUGGAUGCAGUGGAUUCAAGAUGAGCUGAAAUUCAUGGAGAGCGGAGACGAUCGUCAGAAAGUCAUGGAACUCUUUGACAAGGCUGUGAAGGAUUAUUUAGCUCUGGAUCUGUGGUUGGAGUACUGCCAGUUCUCUAUCGGAGGCAUCGGUUCUCCGGAAGGAAUCGCUAACGCUCGUAGGGUCUUUGAAGAAGCCAUCAUGGCCGCUGGACUCCAUGUUGCUCAGGGCAGCAUGAUCUGGGCUGUAUACAGGGAGUUUGAGAAUGCCUUGCUAUCAACACUCCAGCCCCAGCCUGGCUCCAUCUCUUCAGCGGAGCAGCAGAAGGAAUUCAAUCUCCAGAUGAACAGAAUAUCUGUUAUCUUCAAAAGGCAGUUGGCAAUUCCACUGAUGGAUAUGGAGCAAACAUUCUGUGAGUAUGAUCAGUGGAUGUCAGACAUAGGGGAUGAGAUUCCAAACAACGUGAAGGAGUCGUACGCGAAAGCCCUAGACCUACUGGACACCUACAGACCACUGGAAGACAGUCUGCUGACGGCCGAGGCCCCCAAACUGACCGAGUACCUAGCUUACAUCGAGCAUGAGCUCAAACAAGGCAAUCCAGCGAGGAUACAGUGCAUCUACGAGAGGGCUUUAGUAGACAACUGCCUCAACAUGUCUCUAUGGAAGGAAUACACUUCGUAUCUGGAUGAGCACCUGAAGAUCAGCACCGUUGUGUUGCCUGUGUAUGAACGAGCCGUGCGAAACUGCCCCUGGUGCUUCUCACUGUGGCAAGGUUAUCUCAUAGCUCAAGGGAGACACGAGGAACCCUUUACCAGUGUACAGGCUGUGUUUGAGAAGGCUUUAGUAGCAGGUUUCUCAUCGGCACCUGACUACCUUCAGCUGUGGCAGACCUAUGGGGACUACCUUAGGAGAAGGAUACAGUGGGACAAAGAGCAUGUUGACGAUGUGGAAAUAUUUAGGAAAACCAUGGAGCGAGCGAUCAUCUACCAAGCACAGUAUUUUGAUGCUGAAGGAGAUCCAUCAUCAAGUUUGCAGCAAUACCUAGCUUUUGUCGAGGCCAAGUACUGCCAGAAUGUAAUGAGGAUGCGAGAGCUGUGGAAUGACAUCAUGUCUAUGGGUCACGCCAGCCAGGCUCAGAUGUGGCUACAGUACGUCAAUCUAGAAAGACGCUUUGGUGAUGCCAAACAUGUGAGGAAAACGUUCCACCGUGCAAUCCACUCGGUCAGUGACUGGCCCGAGACAGUCUUCGAGGCAUUCCUGAACUUUGAAAGAGAGGAGGGGACACUGGACACCUGGUGCGCAGCGGUGAAGAGAGUUGAAACCCAGAUGAAGAGGGUCACAGAACAGAGAAACCGGGCAGCAGAACAAGAAUCAUCAUGGUCGAAACAGGAGGACGAGAGAGGAUCAGAGAACAGGACCAAGCAGAGAAGUGAGAGAAAGGGAGGCAAGAGAUCGUUCGAUGAACCAGGAACUAGUAAACAAACCUUUAAGAAACAGAAGAAAAAUUCCCUGCCAGAUUCCAAUCCUAGACUAGACGCUAGAGUUGACGGAGAGGCGGGACCAUCUACAUCGUCUUCUUCAACAUCGUCAUCGUCUUCGUCAGCAUCAUCAUCAUCAUCAGCUCCUGUGUUCAAAAUCCCACAACUGCCAGCACCAAGAGUAGGACCAAACGAUGAGGAUUUAAAACCGGUUUCAGACAGAGUGAAGGACAUCGACAUGGAGGACAUCCCAGCAAAGGAGAGUCUCAAUGACCAAUCCGUGGAAUUCCAGAUGGCCAUGAACCCUAAGAAGAAGAAGCCCGAGCGUGACAACAACGACCCAAGGACGGUGUUUGUCAAGAAUCUAGGCUAUAACGUCACAGAGAAGAGGAUCAGGAAAGUCUUUUCAGAGUGUGGCACUGUCAGGGAUGUUCGAAUGGUAACUAACUACCAGAAGAAGUUCAAAGGUUAUUGCUAUGUUGAGUUUGAAGAUGAGGAGUCUGCCAAGAACGCGCUGAAGAAGGACAGAGAAACCAUCAAUGACAGACCCAUGUAUGUGGACCCUUCAAAAGACAGAUCAGGGGCACCCGCAGAAAAGAAGUUCUUGUAUGAAAACAAGAUGGAGAAGAAUAAACUCUUUGUGAGUGGCUUACCUAGGACACUUACGACGGAAGAGCUGGAGAAAACCUUCAGUAAGUUUGGUAAGCUGAAGGGUGUGCGUAUUGUGACGUUCAAGAGUGGAGUCCCCAAAGGUCUAGCUUAUGUGGACUUUGAAAAUGAGGCCAGUGCGACAAGGGCUGUGAUGGGUCUAGACAACACCCAGAUAGGUGAACACACCAUCACCGUGGCGAUCAGUAACCCUCCCACAAGGAAAGCACCCCUCAAGGAUGCCGCUCCUGCUGCUGCUUCAAAUCCCCCGGAGAGGGGACAGAAAUCUCUGGGUGCCAAGGGCAUCGUUGGACCCAGGGGUAAAGGCCGCACCCAAAUCUCACUGUUACCCCGAUCGCUUCAACACCAAAAACCAGCAUCAGGCAAGCCCAAGCCAGCAUCAUCCUCCGUCGCCAUGGAAACCAAUGAUGCUGCCAGCAAUGGCAAGUCUGAGGGAGAAGGCCUGAAGGAAACUAAGAUGUCAAACUCUGAUUUUUCUAAAAUGUUUCAGAAAUAAUGCAGCAAGAGCUGUGCAGAUUCCUGGAUAUUCCCGGGACUUCUUUGGUCUGUAUUCGUAAGAUGGGACUAACUUUAGGCCAGGUUUGAUCCCAGACUAAGUGAGCCCAUGUAUGUACGAAGCGCCAGGUUUAAUACUCCUAAGUCCUUAUUUCGUGAAAUGACCACAAUUCUGUGUCUGCAUGCAAGGAUAACAAAAGUCACGCUGUCAUGAAAUCCACCUUUCAUUUCUUUGUUAUAAUUUAAUUAAUUUUGUCUGUUAGGAGCCAGAUGGGCCUGAAGUUGAACUCAAAGCCAAACAGACGAUUCCAUGUAUUAAUUUUGUUACAGAAUUACUACCCUGGCUUGAAUUACUAUAACAAAACAAUGUUAUUGAGGCACGUCAAAUGUUGUCACCAACAAUGAUGCAUUUUUUUUUGCAUUCCAGACCAAUCUUUUUUGGUUCCACUACAUUUCGCUAAGGGAUCUGAACACUGUGCCACUUUAAUACACAAGGCAUGUACUCAUAUGAACAUGGUAAUGCAUUCUGGUUAUGUACAACGACAGCUUACUUAAGUAAAAUGAAUUAGAUUGCAUGACACAAAUCUCACUGGAGCGCUUAAAACUAUGGAUUGAAUUCUUGUAACUUUGAGAGAUUAACAAAUAAACAUUAAAGAAUACUUUUUUUGAAAACUUAACCCUUUUCUGUUGGCUGAAAUAGUGGAUCACUUAAAGAAAAUGAGGCAACAUGCUGUAUAUUUUUAAAAGAAUUUGAAUUUGGAAAGUGUCAUUUUUUCAUUUUUUUAUGUAAGUGGAAGUAUACUUUUCAAUACACACUUUGACGGAAUGUGUUUGGGGCAACGAGGAGCACACCCUGUACCUUUUAACUUGCAGCUGAAAUUCUUUUUUUGUUCCGUCUUGGAUUUUUAGAUUUGAUUAUCCAGCUCUUGCUUGUAAAUUUUUGUUACAAUGUUGUUAACAUCUGUGGUACUAAAGAUUUAAGGGGAAAAUGAUCUAUUCUAGAAUCAGAAUAUAUGCAGUUGUGCAAGCAAAGUCAUCUUCAUAAAAUCAUGAUAAUGAGAAUUUUUUCCCCCAAGGCACCAAGUGUACAUUAUUCAUGUGUCUGUGGAAGAAGUUUUUUAAUCUUGUCAAGUCUCACCAAAAAAUAUAAUUUGCAUUUGAAGUGUAAAACACCAUAUGCCUCCAUCGUCAAAGACAAUGCUGAGGUUUUGUUUAUUUUUAUGUAUUCUAUAAGUUUUCCUGUCGGGAUACUUGAACAGAAGUCAAGCAACUUCAAGACAAAAUUUACA
This is a messenger RNA of Strongylocentrotus purpuratus (purple sea urchin), 4274 nucleotides long. It is a transcript of the gene sart3, whose product is annotated as squamous cell carcinoma antigen recognized by T-cells 3. Gene Ontology annotation, biological process: RNA processing. The coding region runs from base 74 to 2986 and encodes 970 amino acids. The transcript is spliced from 22 exons. Gene Ontology annotation, molecular function: RNA binding; protein binding. NCBI's taxonomy places the organism in Eukaryota, Metazoa, Echinodermata, Echinoidea, Camarodonta, Strongylocentrotidae. The record is from RefSeq and is a predicted model, not a curated record.